AAACUAAUGCCGAUGCGAUGUUGUGAACGAUUGACUUCAAAACAUGAAAUAGUGAGCCCUACUACUGUUACUUGUAGCGUUAGUUACGUGUUAAAAACCGAUAUCUUGAAAAGUUGCUUGGUAAACCUUGGCCACAGAACACGGUAAAGCACACGUUCGCUGUCGUUUCACCAACCGAGAUGCCCAACGAAGACUUUGGCACCAAGUUCAGCGAGCUAACGGCAUUGCUGGACCGGGUAAAAAAAACAAAAACUAAAACGGACGUGUUCCGUCGAUUUUUCGCUUCAUUCGAGCAAGCUUUACGUACGAAUACGUCAGACGGCACCGCCAAACGCAGCGUCUAUCCCAUUUUAAGGUUGCUAGUUCCUGGGUGCGAUCGUAAACGAAAAGCGUAUGGCUUUCGCCACACGCUGCUGGCCCAUGGAUACAUUCGGGCACUCGGAUUGAGCCGCCAGAGUGACGAGGCGCGCCAACUCUUGUCCAAUGAAACGGCCGGCGAUCUAGCCGAUCGAAUCGCGCACCUGGUACAUGGACGAUGCCCCGCCCAAGGUUCUCUAACCGUGAGCGAUGUGAACAAUUAUCUGGAUACUCUCAACAACGAUGAACGGUCACCCGACGUAAGUCGCCAGACGCAAGUCGAGCAGGUGCUGGCGGAACUGCUGAAGCGUGGAUCGUCGGCAGACCACCGUUGGCUCGUGCGCAUUCUCCUCAAAGAUCUUCGUCUCGGUGUCGGUAACCGACGCGUCCUACAACUGUACCACGGGCAAGCUCCACAGCUUUACGAUGCGCUCAGCGAUCUGGAGCAACUGGUACAUAUAAUUGAGUCGAAUGUGUCUGCGACCGAGAGCAUCACAAGCUAUGUUCAGCCGAUGCAUCACGUGCGCCCGAUGCUCUGCCAGCGGAUCGAUCUUCGGCUCGUUGGCGGCCUACUGCAGCGUGCCACGUACUGGGCUGAAACAAAGAUGGAUGGUGAGCGGUUUCAGCUGCACAAGAUCGGUCCUAGCUUCCGCUACCUAUCGCGCAACGGCAUCGAUUAUUCGGAACGAUUCGGCGCUACAGCGGAGCAACUCGAUGGCACUCUCACGCCGCUGAUCGCACAACUGCUCGCACCCACCGUCGACAGUGUGAUUUUGGACGGGGAGAUGAUGGUAUACGACCGGCGCGAACUGCGUUACCGAGAUAAGUGCGAAAAUACGGAUGUCAAAUCGUUGCGUCCCGGGUCAAUCGAAUUUCGGCCAUGUUUCUGCGUGUACGAUGUACUGCACCACAAUGGGCGCAACAUUGCUGAUCUGCCAUAUGCGGAACGGGCCUGCCUGCUGGGUGCACUGAUUGUCCGCGAGCAGGCCGGGUUUCUAGUGCGUUGCCACCGCGAACGGGUUCGCGACGCAACGCACCUGGUAGAGUUACUGAACGGUGCAAUUGAUGCGUGUCACGAGGGUAUCGUGUUGAAGCGGGAAGACGCACCGUAUCGGCCGAACCACCGGAACAACAGUGGCUGGUUCAAGCUGAAACCGGACUACGUCGAUGGACUGGUGGUGGACUUCGAUCUGCUGAUUGUCGGCGGGUUCUACGGGCAGCGCCAGACGUAUGUGAACUCUUUCCUCGUAGGCGUGCUGGACGAUCGUCGAUCGCCAGAACGGGUCACUAGAGGGCCCGGUUUCCGUUUUCUUUCGGUCGCCAAAGUAUCGAUGGGUCUCGCGGUAGCACAAUGGAAUGAGCUGAAUCGCACAUUGUCUCCACACUGGCGGAAAAUGGAGGGAGGCGGUGCAAUCGAGCCCGACGGUGCGAGCGACAGUGUCCAAUGUGGGCAAACGGUACCGGACGUUUGGAUCGAUCCAAACGUCUCCGUUGUGCUGCAACUACGUGGUUCCGAGCUGGUUCGUAGUGGGUCAUACGCGGCCGGCUACACACUGCGAUUUCCGCGGAUCGUCUCUAUUCGUACCGAUCGACGAUACGACGAUGUGUGCACAAUAAGCGAGGUGGAAGCUUUGGUCCGCGACGGCGGUAUCGUCUCCGGCCAGUCGACUAGUCGGCCAACUGGCCCCCUUGAUCCUGCACGACAGGCUACGAAACUCGCCAAGCGCCAUGUGACCGUAGCGGAUCUUUGGGACGCUCACGUGCAGGAUCAGCCAGCGCCAGCCGGCAAACGUCGCAAGAAACCGGUUGGUUCCUUCGCUCAGGGGCCGCCUAUGGCACCACCAAAAACUCUCCUCGACAGGGUGUGCGAAGGUAGAGAAUAUUGCGUUAUGAGCACAGCUGCUGGGCUACCCGAGCUCGCAGAGCUAGAGCGGAUGAUUCAACAACACGGGGGCAGGGCUGUAGCUAAUCCCGGAACUAAAACCUGCGCUAUCAUUGCCGGUGACCGCACGUACAAAGUACAACUGUAUAUCAAAGCAGCGCGGUGGGAUGUAGUAAGUGUGAAGUGGAUGCUGCGUGCGAUCGGUGAUGAAGCAGCAAGGCACGGGCCGCUGGAACCAUUUCAACCUGCCGAUAUGUUGGCGACCACCGAGAAGACCCGUCUCCAGCUCGCACUGUUGUACGAUCGCUACGGAGAUUCUUACGACCGUCCCGUAACACCAACAUACUUUAAGCGUUUCCUGAAACAGCUCGGUUCGAGAGUCGUCCCCUCAUGCCCUCUGCCGAUACUAACCGAACGUGAAAUAGCACGUGCUGAACGCUCUCUGAUGGGUGCGACCAGAUUCAGCUCAAGACGCCCUUUCCGAGGCUGCUCCGCACAGUUCUUUUGCUCACCGUGCGAAGUACACGAAAAUGGAGAAGAGGAUAAAAAUAUCGCAGCGCUGAAUCGUUACAGAGCGGAACGGGAAAUGUUGCGUUACGUCCGACACGGUGGACGCUGGCUACGGGAUGCAAACACCGGUUCAGUUUCACAUAUGUUCGUAGUAGGGGACUCCAAUCCUCUCUCUACAGGCACGCUGGGCGCUGGCGAGGCCGAACGGCCAUCGGUAACGAUUUUGCCAAUCGAAUGGAUUAAAGCAUCUCUCGAGACAAACCAACGAUCCGAAAGCUUUGGUACGAUGAUGUAAUAACCGGCCACACAAACGUAAACCGUAACGAAUAAAGCGUAUGCCAAACCACUCCA
Molecule: messenger RNA, 3100 nt
Organism: Anopheles bellator
Lineage: Eukaryota; Metazoa; Arthropoda; Insecta; Diptera; Culicidae
Product: DNA ligase 4-like
Exons: 2
Coding region: 180-3044 (954 amino acids)
Biological process (GO): DNA recombination; nucleotide-excision repair, DNA gap filling; double-strand break repair via nonhomologous end joining
Cellular component (GO): DNA ligase IV complex; DNA-dependent protein kinase-DNA ligase 4 complex
Molecular function (GO): ATP binding; DNA binding; DNA ligase (ATP) activity
Source: RefSeq, a predicted model, not a curated record